This is a messenger RNA of Zootoca vivipara (common lizard), 4557 nucleotides long. NCBI's taxonomy places the organism in Eukaryota, Metazoa, Chordata, Lepidosauria, Squamata, Lacertidae. The record is from RefSeq and is a predicted model, not a curated record.
CGCAUCUCCGUAGCCGCAGCAGUAGCUGCCGCUUCCGCCUCGGCGCUCGGGAGGGGAAGGGAAGGGGCGCCUCCUUCUGGACCCCCCCGGAGAGAUGGACCCCCCGACCUUGGGGGACCUGCUCCUGACCCUUUAUGAGAUGGGCUUCACCGAGCGGCAGGUGCGCGAUGCCCUCCACGCCGGCUGCCUCAGCGCCCCGGAGGCUGCCAAUUGGUUGCUGCAGGAGAGGGGGGAAGAGCCCCCACCGCCACCGUGCAAGCCUCCCAGAGCGCUGAAGGACUGCAGGGCGAUGGACGCCUUCAACCCCCCCAGGAGGGACCAGGAGGCCUCGGUGGGGCCACCGGCUGCCAGCCCGGGGGGCCCCACACCAGGCGCCAGGGUGGAGGCGGCCACAAAGGACCCCCCCGGGAGAGCGGGCAGCCAGGCUUUUGCCGAGCAGCAGCGGGAGCAGCUGGCGGAGGAGCUGAGGGCCGAGAGGAGGACCAAGCGGCGGGAGCACGAGUUGGCCCUGCAGAGAAUCGCAGACGACCGGCGGCACAUCCAGGGCAAGGCCCAGCUGGUGCAGGAGGCUCCCCCCUCGGAGAAGAGAGCGGCGCAGCCCCCCAGCGACGGGCAGUGCCUGCUUAGGAUCCGCCUCCCCUCGGGGGACUCUGUGCGCCAGAGCUUCCCGUCCGCCUCCCCGCUGGAGGCCGUCCGCCUCCGCCUGCUGGAGCUUCACCCGCAGCUGCCGCCCUCCUUCUCCCUCCUGCAGGGAUUCCCCAAGCGCCACUUUGGGCCGGCCGACCUGCCCCGCUCCCUGGGGGACCUGGGCCUGGCCCCCAGCGCCACCCUCUGCGUAGUGGGGCCCCCGGCCUCCGAGGCCCCAGCCUCCAAGGGGGUUGUGGGGCCUGAGUCCCCCCCUCAGACCCCACACAAAGAGGAGGAGGAAGAGGAGGAGGAGAAGGAAGAGGAGGAGGAGGAAGAGGAGGAGGAAGAGGAAGAAGAGGAGGGGGUGGCAGGGCCUGGCCUCCCCACCCCAGAGGAGAGAGGUCUCUUCGUUCAGGGGGCCGACCUGCCUUCCGUCCUCCGCUCUCCGGCGCAGAGGGUGACUCCGGGGGACUUUGCGGGGCUGCACGGCCACGGGGAACUGGCCUUCCCUGAGCCCCACCGCUGGGGGAGGGGCCACAGGAUGGACGUGGAGGAGCCCAUGGAGCAGGAGUCCUCAUCGUCCCCGAGAGAAGGAGAGGCUCCUGGGGGCCGGGGGCCGCCUCUGCCAGGUUCCGUGUCUUUUGGGGAACGCACCCAGGGCCUCUCGGGGUCUCGGCACCAGUGGCCAGCGGAGGGCAACCUGCUGAGGACGGCCGACGGGAGCCCAGCCGAAGCGCCCGCCCUCCCUCUGGCUGUGGCCCAGGCAGCCGAGUUGCGCCUGCAGCGGGUGAAUGUGCAGGGCCCAGAAGGCGAGGAGAAGGCCGCCACGUCCCCCCCAGGCCGCCUGGCCCCUGCAGUGCCACCUCUCUUCCAGCUGUCCCUGCGAGGGGCCACAGCUCUCCUCACAGCGCCCAGCAAGCAGUACUGCAGCAGCCUGGCCUCGGUGACGCCAGUGCUGGCCGAGCACCUCCUGGGGCACCUGGUGCAGGAGGGCCUGCUGAGCCCGCGCAGCCUCAAGCUCUUCUUUGGCUGCCCCCUCCAGAAGCUGCGCCUCGACUGCUACCCCUACGCCACCAACCAGCUCCUGCGCCAACUGCGGGCCUUUCCCAGCCUCCGCCACCUCAGCCUCCUCGCCUGCUCCGUCAUCACCGACCAGGGCAUCUCUGUGGUCCAGCACCUUCCCCGCCUGCAGCAUCUCAACCUCUCCGCCUGCGUGAAGCUCACCGACAACUGCCUGCAGUUUCUGAAGGGGCUAACCCAGCUGUCUCACCUGGCGCUGGACCAGACGCGAGUGACGGAUCAGGGCCUGGGCGAGUUCCUGCGCUCGGCGCCACCCUCCCUCGCCCACCUGAGCCUCAACCAGACGGGCGUCACGGACGGCACCCUCGGCCUGCUGCCCCAGUGCGCCCCCCAGCUCUGCACCCUCAGCAUCAAGCAGACAGGUGUGGUGGACAUUUCGGCCCUGCGGCGCUUGGAGGCUCUGCAGACACUUCAUCUGGAUGGCACCCCUGUGAGUGAGGCCUCCCUGCGGGCGCUCUCCUCACACCCAGCACUCUGCACCCUGACGCUCUCGGGGGUCCAGUCGGUCGAUGGCAACAUGGCCCUGGAGCUGGUCUCAGGUCUGCCCGCCCUCGCUCAGCUGGCCUUGCCCAGCCGCCACACGGUCACUGACGCCGGCCUGGCCGCCCUCUGCCGCCUGGCGGGGCUCCGGGAGCUGGACCUGACGGACUACAGCCACAUCACGGACGAGGGGCUGCAGCAUCUUCCCCGCCUGAGCAGGCUGCGCCGCCUGUCUCUCUGCAACACGCUAGCCACGGACCUCGGCCUGCGGCAUGUCCAGGGCCUGCCCCUUCUGGAGGAGCUGUGCUUGGAUCGCCUCAACGUCUCCAGCGCAGGGGUGGCGCGGUGCAUCGUCACUCUGCCCCACCUGCAGGUGCUGAGUCUUGCCAGCACGCCAGUCGGAGACACAGUGGCCCGCCUGGGCAUCUCCCGCUGCAAGCAGCUGCUCAAGGUGAACCUCAGCCGCACCCGCCUGACGGACCGAGGGCUCCGCUUCCUGCGCCAGGUGCCCCUGGUGCAGCUCAACCUGGACGGCUCUGGCGUGACCAGCGAGGGGGUGGCCGUGCUCCUGGCCGCCUGCCCCGCCCUCGGCAGCGUCCGUGCCAGCCACCUGCGCACCUUGCCCUCGGAGGAUGUCUCGGAUGAAGAAGGAGAAGGACCCGGCUAGGCCAGCAAGGCCUCCUCCUCCCCCCCCCGGCCCCGCCCUCGACGCAUGGUGCACUUUCUUCUGACCCCCCCCCCCAACCCACUUCUCUUCCUGCGUCUCUGAGGGUUUGGCACGGUCGGGCUCCCUGCAGGGCUGGACUUUCCACGAGGGAGUCGCCCACGUCCUCAGCGCCCUCGUCAUCACCGCACCAGGUCCGUUGGGGGAAGCCUGCCUCUGCGGACGAGGCUUGUCCUUCACUCGUCUUCCAUUCUUCCUGUUUCCCUCACCUGUAGCUGCAAGAAGAUGAAGAAGAGGAAAUCCAUUUUGAAAGCCCCUCAGGCUCUUAAUUCCUGGGGGACGCAGAGGAGGAGGAAGGGGGAGCGGGGGGCCUGGUUCCUGGGAUGGAGGAGGCCGGGGACCCCCCCCUUUCUGAAGAUGCCUCAUGCAAACGGGUGCAGUCCUUCUCCACCCCCACCCCACCAGAGGCCCAGAAGAGUCCGGAGGGGGGGGGCAAAUGGGGCGCGGAACUCCUGAAAAAACUUCUCUGCAGCUUGUGCCUUAACAAUUUCCAAUAAAAAACAUGGACGGGUCCGCCUGAUUGUGCUGCCUCUGAAUGCUUUGCUGGUUUGGAUCGGGGUGGGGAGUCUCCUCUCCAGAGAUUCUCCAAAUGCUCCCCUUCCCCCCAUUGGUUGGGAGCCCCAAACCCUUUGGGAUGGUGCCCUGUCAACGAUGCCAGGGUCGCCCCUCUUCCACGGUGGGGCUUUUGGAGCAGGACCAGACUGCCUUCCUCCUCCUCCUCCUCCUCUUCUCUGCACCUCAGGCUAUUGUGAAAUGUUUCUGAUCCCACAUUCCCUGCCCCCUAAAAUAUGCACUGCAGUUCACAUAGUUAACCAGUGGAAUUCCCCGCCACAGGAUGGCACGAUGGCUACCAGUUUAGGCGGCGUUAAAAGGCUGGGCAAAUCUUUGGGGGAGCAGGCGGCCAGCACAAUGGCUGCCUCCAGGAUGAGAGGUGCCGUCCCUCCGAAGGCCAGUUACCCUCCUGUGGGGCAAGAGGGGAAUUCAUUGGCCUCCCAAGGAGGCAUUGGGCCAGCCAUGGGGAGCAGAAGGGGGCUGAGCCAGCAAGGUGGCCCUUAGGUUCUGCAAAGGUAGCGGAAGUGAGAGAGCGAAAUUCGCACUCAGUCCACAUGCCUGGAGAGGGAGGGCAGAGUGAUUUCCUCCGCCCCUCCCUUUGAAUGGCCUGUCCAUGCUUCCCAAGGGGUCCUGCGGUUGAUGGUGCCUCUUCUCACCCUUGUGGAGCCAGGCUGGCACCCGCUUCCUCCUUGGACACCUGUUGGGGGGCAGUCUUGGGAAUCUGAGGUGAGGGGCCCAUGUAAUGGAAGUUGCCCCCAGUUCCAGUCUCCACACACAGGCAGCUUCAUGUCCAAAAUCGCCGCCCGCAGUAGAAGAUAAGACUUCAGCAGUGCCAUUCCGGACAUUCAUACUGUAUAUGCAUACCGCUUGUAGGCUUUCUAGAUACAGUGGGUGGGGUUCAACAGGAACCCCAUCCCCCAGAAAUACCCACCUCUCCCUGGGUGGCGAAACUGGAUAUUCAUUUCAUAGGAUUGUGGAGUUGGAAGGAUCCCCCAAGAGUCACCUAGUCCAACCCCCACCAUACAUUUUUAUAGGAUGGUGAUUUCAAUAGGUGCAAAUGUCCUGUUGCACUGAAACUGGGGCUGAGGAAAGGC